AUGGGAUCACCGAGUAUCUACAAUGCACCGCUUCCACCGCUACCGAUAGAAGACGAUACACAGGACAAAGAGUCUACUGCUCUUUCCUCGUCCUCCAACUCGUCCUCAUCGCUGUCUGCGUCUCUGGACAAUGCUUCUGCCAACACACACAUAUCAAGCUCCACUAUACAGCCAAACCCGAUGCGAUCAUUAUCAGCGACAACACUGACAAUGCGACCUCCACCAAGUGGUGGUGGCAGCCAAACCAAGCGGCACAGUGUGAGAUCCAAUUCUGGAUCGUCUACCUCGCAUCCACGACAAGCGAGUUCAGCCAGUCUAGAUAGGUCCAUCUCACAGCCAGCGCAAAAACCCACAUCACCCAUCACAUCACCUUCUAUCCACAAAUCACUUACAGCAUUAGACGCCAAAUCAAUCACUCGUGAUAUGGAGAAAUCCGCACUCCAGCUACGAGGAGGAGACGAUGUCAUGUCGCCCACAUCACCUUCCAACGCACAGUUACAGCAGCAACAGCAACAGCAUAACUUUUACUUUGCCAACAAUACAGCGAGCAACAUCUCAUUUCAGUCCAUGGCAGCACAAUCCAUGGCAGCCACACCGCCCAACUUCCAGUACCAUAGACAAAACAGUCUAAGCAGCGCUACACUACCACCCGUAGCUGUCAGUCAUCAUGUCACUUCAGCGCAGGGAGAUGCUUGGCAAACAUUGUGUGUUCGAGUGCUGCCUCUGUUCAAUGGAGAGGGCGUGCAAGGCGCUAUUGAAGAUCUUAACGAGCUACUACGACGAUGUCUAUCAGACUCCAUUACACCCAAAUUUUACCGUGAUAUAGAGGCGCUGCUGAGAGACGGCAUGUUUACGCUGAAUGCCAAAAUGUUUGGCGUGACAGAUGAAAAGCUGCUAGAUCGACUUGUUGAGCAGUGGUCCUUUUUCUUUACGUAUGCGUUGCCUUAUUUUGAAGCAGUGUUCUUGCCAUUGCGAACAGAUGUGCGCUACAGAUCACCUGAUGAAGCCGAGAUGUGGAACGUGCGUAAUAUGGCUCUACGUAGUUUUAGAGACAAUGUAAUUUUGCUGCAGACAAAACGAUUAGAAGAUGUCUUCAACAAGCUGUUUACUGAUUUCGGAUCAUCGCAAAACCCAGCAGCAACAGCCGCCAAAAUGCUUCAAAUGACAUCGCUACUAGCCUCUUCGCCAGAUCACAAUGAAGAGAUUGAACGAGUGUUAUCCAACCUCAAGGCGAAUUGGAAGAUCAUGAUGACCAAAGGCGAUAGAAGGGGAUUUGCAGGUGUAAGAAAAGUUAAACCAUUGAGGUCUGAUAUGACCAAUCAUAUGUUUAGCACUUUUCAAUAA
Mucor velutinosus is the source of this 1344-nucleotide messenger RNA. Its product is annotated as B box-type domain-containing protein. The record is from RefSeq and is a predicted model, not a curated record. Gene Ontology annotation, biological process: TORC2 signaling. Lineage: Eukaryota; Fungi; Mucoromycota; Mucoromycetes; Mucorales; Mucoraceae. Bases 1 to 1344 code for a protein of 447 amino acids. The transcript has 2 exons. Gene Ontology annotation, cellular component: TORC2 complex.